Messenger RNA from Ceraceosorus guamensis, 2026 nucleotides. RefSeq lists its product as hypothetical. The coding region runs from base 261 to 1757 and encodes 498 amino acids. The record is from RefSeq and is a predicted model, not a curated record. The transcript is spliced from 3 exons. Lineage: Eukaryota; Fungi; Basidiomycota; Exobasidiomycetes; Ceraceosorales; Ceraceosoraceae.
UCCUCUCCAUCCGCACUCACUGAUCCUGCACGGGCUGGCCUGUGUCAAGUCAAGUCAUAGCGCCAACUCCCACAUUCACCUCCAAUCACCAAAUCCGGCUGGACCGCACUGCUGACAUUUCCUCGCUCACUUCCAUCCCUCCAGCAAAGUGCUGCUCAUUGCACCUCUCAGGAGCGCCUUGAACGAAGCAGGUAGCCCAACACUUGAGCCAGCACUUGCUCAUCUUGCUCGCGCAGGUCGCGUUGCCCUCUUGACCCAGCAUGCGGCUAUUCAGCAGACCAAGAGCUGUAGCAACAGCUCUCCUGGUCAUGCUGCACCACUGCUUAUCCGGGCCCAUCAUGCACGGUCCAUCCAAUCUGCGCUCGUCGCCAAGCAGCUCCAAAGCGGCAGACAUCGAACUUAGAUUCGGUCUCGCUUCUCGAUUGGCCAGCUCUGUGGGUGCCAGGGCUGUGCGCAUCGGCGCUGGCAAACCCAAAUCGGGCUUGAUCGCUUUCGUGAGUGAGCAGUGGACCGACGAUGCAGAGCCUCGUCCGCUCGUCAGACGUGCAUGCAACCUGCCCUUCAUCGUGAACAGCUUCAUCGUCCUUCAUGGACAGCAUCGCGAUCCGCAUCGUUCCUACAGAGCUAUCAAAGCUGCCGUUGGAAGGCGUCGAGAUUGCCUCAUCAUCGCUCCAGGCUUCUUCACCAAGGUCGAUCCAAUGUCCAGAGCUGCAGAGCUAGUGUGGGAUUUCAGACCAAGAAACGAGGCGGAUUGGGAAGCCAAGUGGCAAAGCGGUCACGAUGCAUCUACGGGGGCAAAGCGCGUCAGCGCAUUCGACGUGUUGGAUCACUUGCUUCGACGAUUGGUUUUAUCUGGCACGUACCCCAAUUUGGAGAGGAUCACUUUCAGCGGACAUAGUGCGGGAGCUGGAAUGCUGGCUCGCUACUCUUACCUAGGAGGAGCCGAAGCUGCUCUAGGAGCGGCUACCGGGCGUAGGGUCAGAAUUAGAUACGUGCUAGCAAAUGCUCCUUCCAACCUCUACUUCUCCGAUGAUCGACCAAUCGACUGGUCUAUGCACGCCAAAGCAGCCAAGGACAAGUGCAAAACGCUGCAUACUUGGAGGUACCAAAUUCAUGGCGAUGUACCGCGAUAUGUCAAGGCUGGACUGACCAAAGACAGGUUCGAAGAAUGGGCAAAGAUGGACAUCGUUAGACUCUCGGGAGAUGAGGAUGUGCAUCACGAGAUGGACACUGGGGAUCAGAGCUGCGCUGCUCAAGCUCAAGGCGGCAUGAACAGGCACGAUCGCAAUCUAGCCUAUUGGGCCUAUCAGAACGCAUUGGCUGGCACACGGAUGGAUCUCUCUCCCUACCUUCCCAAGGAGAAUUUGGACACGUUGCAAAAGAACCUCGAAUCGAGAAGAGUGGAUCACUUUCGCCAUCGCUUCUCCAUCGUACCCGGCGUAGGUCACGAUUGUCACGACAUGUUCAAUUCCCCUCUUGGCAUUUCUGCGCUCUUCGAUGAGGAAUUUGUCAGCGGACCUCCACCUGCUGUUCCGCCACCAGGCGCCAAAUUGGUGGUCGCGUACGAUGCGCUCAUGUCGACCAGACCUCAGCCGUCAGGCUUCUUUGCAAAGUUGAUGCAUGGCCUCGGAGAGUUUUUCAAGAAGCUCUUUGGCAGGCAUGAACACAGACGUCCUGCCUCUCACACGCCUGACCCACCUCCUCUCAAAGCCAAGCGCGCAAAUAUCGAGCGAGAGCGCUACCCGAUGCCUGGGUGAGUCUGGCACCAUCGACUGUAGUUCAACGCGGUGCUCAGUGGUCACUCCGGCGCUGGUCGGGUCUGCGACGAGAAGCAUGCAACGUCCUUGCGAUUUAUCCUCAAAGCGGAUUCAAAAUGUACUCGAAUCGAUAUCAUUUGCUACUGCCUGCAUCUCAAGAAUGCGAUGCAGCGCUAAUAGUUGCGGCAAGGUGUCUAGCCCGGUACCGCUGCAGGCCGCGAAUGCCUCAGUGAAUCCUCUCACGGAACCUCGGGUCUCUAAGAAGCAGA